Messenger RNA from Stomoxys calcitrans (stable fly), 751 nucleotides. RefSeq names its product NPC intracellular cholesterol transporter 2 homolog a (gene Npc2a). The transcript has 3 exons. The record is from RefSeq and is a predicted model, not a curated record. The coding region runs from base 222 to 674 and encodes 150 amino acids. Lineage: Eukaryota; Metazoa; Arthropoda; Insecta; Diptera; Muscidae. Gene Ontology annotation, biological process: intracellular cholesterol transport. Gene Ontology annotation, molecular function: sterol binding.
GAUUCAACGACGACCGCCUUUGAAGAGACUAAACAGCAAACGAUUCUUCAAUGAUUCACUUCGUUUCAUUUAAACAUAAACAAUCGGUCUGUGCUGACACAACGCUAACAGGAAAAAAGCAGUUUUGAACAUUAGUGUGCAUUCAUUCAGUGGCUAGCCAUUGUAAAAUACGGUUGGAGAAAAUAUUUUCAAGAAGAAAAAAAAACAUCAGCAUUAAAAAAAUGAAACAAUUUGUGAUUUUGUCUAUUGUGGCUGUAUUUUUCCUUUAUUCUGUGGAUGCUUUACAAUUCACAGAUUGUGGUUCCAAAAUUGGCAAAUUUACAAAAGUACUUGUAUCUGACUGUGACACAACCAAAAAUGAGUGUAUAUUGAAAAGAAAUUCUACAGUAUCCAUUACCAUUGAUUUCUCCUUGGCUGAAGAUGUCACCUCAAUAAAGACUGUGGUCCAUGGCAAAGUGAUGGGUGUUGAGAUGCCUUUCCAUUUGCAGAAUCCAGAUGCGUGUGUUGACAGUGGUUUAAAAUGUCCCUUGGAAAAGGGGGAAACAUAUGAAUACCUGGCCAGCUUACCUGUUCUAAAAGCUUAUCCCAAAGUCAAUGUUAUGGUCAAAUGGGAAUUACAAGAUCAAUCCGGUGAAGACAUUGUCUGCGUAGAAAUUCCAGCCAAAAUUCAAUAGAUUCAUGACAAUUAAAAAAAAAACUGCAAAUUUUUAGAACUUCAAAUAAAUAAUUUAAGUUUUGUAAUAUGAUAAAA